Solanum stenotomum is the source of this 1219-nucleotide messenger RNA. RefSeq lists its product as uncharacterized. Bases 153 to 920 code for a protein of 255 amino acids. The transcript is spliced from 4 exons. Gene Ontology annotation, cellular component: membrane; cytoplasm. Lineage: Eukaryota; Viridiplantae; Streptophyta; Magnoliopsida; Solanales; Solanaceae. The record is from RefSeq and is a predicted model, not a curated record.
UCCUUUUUAUUGGCGGCCAUCUUUGAAGGCCUGAAGCACAAACUCGGAAACUAACUGCUCUUCCCCUACUGACAACAAGGAGAGACCCUUUUCCAUAUUAACUCCUCCUCUGCCAUCAAUAUACACCUGGGGUUUCUCUACAGAUACAAAAGAUGUGUGCUUUUUUCCUCAGAAAUGGUUCUAAAGCCCACCAUUCAUUGCACCAUCUAUGUAGAAGAAGACCCUCCAUUGAAUCUUGGAAUAUCAAGAACCAACUUCAACAUUCUAAAGUUUAUUCACGAUUACCUCAUUCUUUUUACAGGAAAACUAAGGAAUUUGAGUUGUCAAAUCCCAGUUUUCUUGCUUUCUUUUCAGGGGUUUCGUCUUCUGCUUCAAAAUUUGGGUUAGUGGGUUGGUACUUAGAGAAACUCAACUCUCGACCCAUUAUCACCAAGAGCAUCACUUGUGGCCUUAUUCUUACUGCCGCUGAUUUUUCCUCACAGACAAUUGCUGGGUCAUUGUUGGAGCAGUAUGAUCUCACACGAACAUUGCGGAUGGCUGGUUAUGGAGCGCUUAUUGUUGGACCUUCACUACAUUUCUGGUUCAAUUUCCUGUCAACGUGCUUUCCAAAGCGUGAUGUCAUAACAACAUUUAAAAAAAUAGCUUUGGGACAAACAGUUUAUGGUCCUGCAAUUAACUCUGUUUUCUUCUCCAUGAAUGCUGUAGCACAAGGUGAAAGUAGUUCAGAGAUUGUUGCUCGACUCAAGCGCGACUUGGUUCCCACCAUUGUCAGUGGUCUUAUGUACUGGCCAAUAUGUGAUUUCAUUACAUUCAAGUUUGUUCCUGUUCAUUUACAGCCGCUUGUGAGCAAUACAUUUUCAUACGUAUGGAAUGUAUACCUGACUUACGUGGCAAGCCAACAAAAAGUCUCAAUGGCGUGAUUCUAUACCAAGCAUGUAUGAUGUCUUCUCUGCUAACAAUUCAUAUAUUCUUCUUGCAAACAAUCUGGAUGGAGGCAUGACUUUGGAGUCAUUUUCAUUGCGGUAACAUGUUAGUGUGGUGGAGCAGAACUUCAGUAGAAGCACAGAGACCGUUGAAUGUGUUACUUAAGAAUUGCUCGGACCAUCAUGGUUCUUUUUGUAUAUCCUAGUUCUAGUUACAGAAAUCACGCAUUACACUAUCAGCUUUCAUAAAAGAGCAAUAUCCGACAAUAUAGAGCAGGCAUAGUUCUAAUUUUGAA